UAACCACAUAGCAUUAUAUUAUCUACCAGAAAUUGUAUUAUCUGGUAAUUGAACUCUAUGCUUGAUAUGAAAACAUUUAAAUUCUUGACCGACCAUGGACUUCCACAAAGAAAAAAAAGACGUAUCAAGGUAUCGAAUCUUAGAUACGGUCCAACAUGCAUUUAACAAGCCACCAAUACUGGUCUAAGUAGUGGGCACACUUUUCUGAUGUCUUAUAAUCGAACGUUCGCUCACCGACUGUUUAUUUCUCUUCUCCAAAAUGACGUACUGCUCCGGCCGAUUCACCGCCGCUCUCCUCCUGGUACUCUCAGCCAUUCCCAUAGCUUAUCUCAUUUCGUUAGAGCGGGCUGUCCCUUCCACACACGUCAUCUCUUACCAUAGCUCCGGCUUCUUACGUGAGUGCGCCAAAUGGGACGAUGUAGAUCGGAGGUUCCUUGUGUCCUUCAUGGACGGAGGAGGAAUCGGCGAGGUUGUUACUAGAGAUUCGGACGGUGAUGAUAGCGAGGUUUUGGAGGAAGUCACUUUGGUCAAAGACGUUGACAUCGCCGGAAACGCUUCUGCUGGAAUCGUUAUCGACCGCGACAGAAACCGUCUCCUCGUCGCCAUCGGCGAUCUGAUUGGAAAUAAGUAUAGCGCUUUAGCGGCCUAUGAUUUGUCUACGUGGCAUCGUAUCUUCCUCACAGAGCUUAGUGGCCAUAGUAAAGAGAUAUCAUUUGCAGACGAUGUAGCUUUUGAUGCACAAGGCAACAGUUAUGUUACCGAUGCAAAAGGAAGUAAAAUCUGGAAAGUUGAUGUUAAUGGGAAGCUCGUGUCCAUCAUUAAAAGCCCUCUCUUCACUCCACCUGGCUGGUUCAUUAACAUGGUCGCUCUUAACGGCAUUGUUUAUCACCCAUCCGGGUUCCUCAUCGUUAUCCACACUUUUUCUGGUUUGCUAUACAAAAUCGACCUAGCGGAAGGAGAUCAGAGUAAUAAAGUCAAUGUCAUUGAAGUUACUGGUGGUACAUUGAGGUUUGGAGAUGGGAUUGAAUUGUUGUCUCCAACAAAGAUUGUUAUUGCAGGUAAUCCUUCUACGAGAUUGGUGGAAAGCUCAGACGAUUGGAGGACAGCUUCUGUGACGGGUUUGUUCAGGACUGGUAUGUUUCAUCGGCUAGUCUCAGCGGCUACUGUAAAGGAAGGAAGAAUUUAUCUAACCCAUAUUGUUGGGUUUGGGUCUAAGAAAAGACACAUACUUGUAGAAGCUGUGUUUUAGCAGUUGUUAAUACUUUCCUUAUAUUUAUUUUAGGUUGUGGUGAUGAGGAAAGAUUGUUAUUAGUAUAAGAUUACCUCUUUGCACGAAUUAUGAUCAAAUUUAAAUCAAUAAAAGUUACCUUAUUUGAUGAA
This is a messenger RNA of Raphanus sativus (radish), 1380 nucleotides long. RefSeq lists its product as uncharacterized. Gene Ontology annotation, cellular component: endoplasmic reticulum. Bases 260 to 1249 code for a protein of 329 amino acids. The transcript is spliced from 3 exons. The record is from RefSeq and is a predicted model, not a curated record. Lineage: Eukaryota; Viridiplantae; Streptophyta; Magnoliopsida; Brassicales; Brassicaceae.